Tuber melanosporum (Perigord truffle) is the source of this 1097-nucleotide messenger RNA. RefSeq lists its product as uncharacterized. Gene Ontology annotation, biological process: protein transport; vesicle-mediated transport. The coding region runs from base 214 to 660 and encodes 148 amino acids. NCBI's taxonomy places the organism in Eukaryota, Fungi, Ascomycota, Pezizomycetes, Pezizales, Tuberaceae. Gene Ontology annotation, cellular component: intracellular membrane-bounded organelle; AP-1 adaptor complex. The record is from RefSeq and is a predicted model, not a curated record. Gene Ontology annotation, molecular function: clathrin-cargo adaptor activity. The transcript is spliced from 5 exons.
AUCAGCCCCACCUGCCGCAUGCACAAAAUAAGCCGCAACACCUUCUCAGCUUACUUAAUUUACCAAAUAAUGACAUUUCUGCUACAUCUCCUUUCCUCUCCAACACCCCUCUUUCAUUCUUUCAACCAGUGACCUUGUUCGGCUUUUUAUUUCUCUUCUAUUCCCUCCAGAUAGAGGUGUUCUUUUGUUUUACUAAGCUCUUUCCUCUCUCUAAUGGCCAUCAGAUAUCUCGUCCUCCUCUCUCGCCAGGGAAAAGUGCGCUUGGCAAAAUGGUUCACAACUCUUUCUCCCAAAGAGAAAGCCAAAAUAGUUAAGGAUGUCACUGCUUUGGUUCUCGCACGUAGGACCAGGAUGUGCAAUUUUCUCGAAUACAAAGAUUCCAAAGUAGUCUACCGCCGCUAUGCAUCCCUCUUCUUCAUCGCUGGAAUUGACUCAGGGGACAACGAACUUAUUACUCUUGAGAUUGUCCACCGCUACGUCGAGCAGAUGGACAAGUACUAUGGGAAUGUUUGCGAGCUAGAUAUCAUCUUCAAUUUCCAGAAAGCCUACUUCAUUCUAGACGAACUCCUCAUUGCCGGUGAACUGCAAGAGAGCUCAAAGAAGAAUGUUCUGAGAUGUAUCUCUCAAGAAGACGCUCUUGAAGACAUGGAAUUGUCGUAAACCACAUUAGCUCGUUCACGAUUUACUUGUCGGCCAGGGUUUUUGUUGAUGGUUUGUUUCUAUUUUUUUUAUAUAUUUUGGUGGAGCGUAGCUUAGGAGUGAUUACUUUGGCCGGUUUACGGAAUGAUGAUAUCCAUGAUACAUGAGAAGAGAAGGGUCAGUGGGAACGAAAGGAGAAAUAAAGUAAGAGUGGGAUGGAGGGCUCAUAUACUGGACUAGAUAUUAAUGGCUGGGGGAAAGGUACUUUCUUUCUUAUUUCCAUGUAAUUAUUCAUUUGUCGGAGUUUGGGAGGUGGGCUUCCUGGGAAUGACAUCCGGUAGGGUGCAUAUCCGGUGGGUUCUUAGUCUACAGGUAACACGUGCAUUGAGACCCUCCCAGUAGAAGCUAUUAUAACGGUCCUGCGAAUGCCGGUAUGAUAAUUAUAACAGCAUAAUUUC